UCAGUAACCAGAAGGGCCUCGGAUACUUGGGAAGCCCUGGCAGCCUAAGCCACCCUAGUCGGCAGCCAGGCAGCUUGCAAGUGCUGCAGACUUUCUUCUGCUUUCCCCUGACCUCACGGUCUUUCUACCCACUCUCCUGUUUCGUCUCCCCAGCUGACAAUUCAAGAGAUGGUGUACCUUUCCACGAAAUGGACUCUACGCCUGAGACCUUUCUUUAUGUGGAACUAAAACUCUCUCGGCUUCAGGGAUUUAUUUCACUGGUUCAUAAUCUGGUGAAGCUGCCCAGGAGCCAGAGCUAGGAUGAGUCAUGUGACAGUGGGAAAUACGCUCGGCGGUGUAGACAAGCAGUUUGCUGGUUUAGACCUGAACUCUUCUGAUCAUCAGAGUGGGGCAGAAAGCACAGCAAGCAAAGGACUUUAUAAACCUCCUCAUUUAAGAAACAGAGAGGCAUCCAAAGGGCUCUACCACAAGAAAAGUUCAGGAUGGAAUUGCAGUGAAGACAAGGAUGUGUAUAGCAGUUUUGGAUCUUGUGAUUCAAGAGGAAAGUCCAGUUACUUCAGUGAUCGUGGAAGUGGAUCAAGGGGAAGAUUUGAUGAUCGUGGACAGAGUGACUAUGGCGGUGUUGGCAGUUGUGACAGAACUGGGUUUGGCAAAUUUGAAAGUAGCGGAUAUAGUCGUUGGUGUGACAGAUCAGAUGAAGAUGAUUGGUCAAAACCUCUUCCUCCAAGUGAGCACUUAGAACAUGAACUCUUUUCAGAAGGAAAUACUGGGAUUAACUUUGAGAAAUAUGACGAUAUACCAGUAGAGGCAACUGGCAAUAACUGUCCUCCACAUAUUGAAAAUUUUAGCGAUGUUGAGAUGGGAGAAAUUAUCAUGGGAAACAUUAAACUUACUCGUUAUACUCGUCCUACUCCAGUGCAAAAACACGCAAUUCCUAUUAUCAAAGAAAAAAGGGACUUAAUGGCUUGUGCUCAAACAGGAUCUGGAAAAACUGCAGCAUUUCUUCUGCCAAUCCUGAGUCAAAUAUAUACACAUGGUCCAGGAGAGGCUUUAAAGGCUACAAAGGAAAGUAGAAGGUACAGGCAGCGCAAACAGUACCCAAUCUCCUUGGUGUUAGCCCCAACCAGAGAGUUGGCAGUGCAGAUCUACAAGGAAGCCAGAAAAUUUUCAUACCGAUCUAGAGUUCGUCCUUGUGUAGUUUAUGGUGGUGCUGAUAUUGGCCAACAGAUUCGAGACUUAGAACAUGGUUGCCACUUACUAGUUGCCACUCCAGGACGUCUGGAGGAUAUGAUGGAAAGAGGAAAAAUUGGAUUAGAUUUCUGCAAAUACUUAGUGUUGGAUGAAGCUGACAGGAUGUUGGAUAUGGGGUUUGAACCUCAGAUAAGACAUAUAGUUGAAAAAUAUACUAUGCCACCAAAGGGUGUCCGUCACACUAUGAUGUUUAGUGCUACUUUUCCUAAGGAGAUACAGAUGCUUGCUCGUGAUUUCUUGGAUGAAUACAUCUUUCUGGCUGUAGGCAGAGUAGGCUCUACUUCUGAGAACAUCACACAGCGAGUGGUUUGGGUGGAAGAGUUAGAGAAACGGUCAUUUCUACUUGAUCUCUUAGGUCCAACUGGAAAGGGUUCACUGACUUUAGUGUUUGUGGAGACUAAAAAGGGUGCAGAUUCUCUGGAGGAUUUCUUACACCAUGAAGGGUAUGCUUGUACCAGUAUUCAUGGAGACCGAUCACAAAGAGAUCGAGAGGAAGCACUUCAGCAGUUCCGCUCAGGGAAAACCCCAAUUCUUGUGGCCACAGCUGUGGCAGCAAGAGGUCUAGACAUUUCAAAUGUGAAACAUGUUAUCAACUUUGAUUUGCCAAGUGACAUUGAGGAAUAUGUGCAUCGCAUUGGCCGUACAGGACGUCUAGGAAAGCUUGGCCUUGCCACCUCAUUCUUUAACGAAAGAAAUGCAAAGAUUAUGAAGGAUUUAUUGGAUCUACUUAUUGAAGCUAAACAAGAAGUGCCAGCUUGGUUGGAAAAUAUGGCUUUUGAACACCGUUACAAGGGUAGCAGUCGUGGAUGUUCUAAGAGAUUCAGUGGGGGACUUGGUGCCAGAGAUUAUCGACAAAGUAGUGGUUCCAGCAGGUCUUGUUUUAGUAGUAAUCGUGCAAGCAGCAGCCACAGUGGUGGAGGUGGUCACAGCAAUAACAGAGGAUUUGGUGGAGCUGACUAUGGAGGCUUCUACAAUAGUGAUGGAUAUGGUGGAAAUUAUAACUCCUAGGGAAUUAACUGCUGGGGCAACUGAAUCUCCUUUACUACAGUCAUCAUCAUGUUGUACAACAUUUCCAAAAUGGAAUCCACCUGUAACUUAGCCAGACUAUAAUAUGUAGUAGCUUCAAGAACUUGCAGUACAUUACCACCUGUGAUUCUCCUGAAAAUUUCAAGAGAGCUCAAAGUCACAAGAAGAAAUCAACAAAACAACUACAUCCCUAUUCAGAAGUUGAAGACUUAGUUGCUGCUGCAUGAAUUAGCUUAGUGCCACCCAAAACUUCAUUUGUAAUUCUGUGAACUGAGGAUCAUUUGUUUGUUAAUGUACUGUAACUUUAACAGCUUAUUAUUUUGAUGUCCUGUUAGCUCAGUAAUGCUCAAAAUAUCAAUUGUUUGGACAAAAUAAAUAUACCGAACUUGGGCUACAAUUAAA
This is a messenger RNA of Heterocephalus glaber (naked mole-rat), 2679 nucleotides long. RefSeq names its product ATP-dependent RNA helicase DDX3X. The record is from RefSeq and is a predicted model, not a curated record. NCBI's taxonomy places the organism in Eukaryota, Metazoa, Chordata, Mammalia, Rodentia, Bathyergidae. Gene Ontology annotation, molecular function: ATP binding; nucleic acid binding; RNA helicase activity.